AUUGCCAGAUGUCACCGAGGUAAAAGUUUCGGCAAUCCAAUCGGACAUCAGCAUUCUCUCAUCUUACAAGUAACAUCUUUGAUCUUUCAAUUUUCAUCUUUCAUCUUUGUUCCAAUGGUUCCACAUAGUGUAGUAUUGAAGUAGUGUAUUUUAAUAAUAUCACUGUGUAGUGCGCGUUGGGCUAAACCAUGCCUCUAUUUGGGAAAAAGGACUUUGGUAGAAAGUCAAAAAAGGAUGCUAAAGAAUCAGAUAAGCAGCCAUCCAUUGAGGACAAGUAUGUUGUAAAAGACCUUUUAGGAACAGGCGCCUUUUCCGAAGUGCGAUUGAUAGAGAGUAAGGAAAAUGGACAGCUGUUUGCAUGCAAAAUUAUUGACAAGAAAGCUUUAAAGGGUAAAGAGGAUUCCUUAGAGAAUGAGAUCAGAGUUCUCAAAAGAUUUAGCGAGAACGCAAAGGGUGAUGCUGGCGAGAAGAAAAUGUUUUCACACCCUAAUAUCGUACAGCUGCUUGAAACAUAUGAAGACAAAAAUAAAGUUUAUCUAGUAAUGGAACUCGUUACUGGUGGUGAAUUGUUUGACAGAAUCGUUGAGAAGGGUUCAUAUACUGAAAAAGAUGCGUCAAAUCUUAUUAGACAAGUUUUAGAAGCUGUGGAUUACAUGCAUUCUCAGGGAGUUGUCCAUAGAGAUUUAAAACCUGAAAAUUUACUAUACUACAGUGCCGAUGAAGAUAGCAAGAUUAUGAUUAGUGAUUUUGGUCUAUCCAAAAUAGAAGAUUCAGGCAUAAUGGCAACAGCGUGUGGUACACCCGGUUAUGUGGCUCCAGAAGUAUUAGCUCAAAAACCAUAUGGUAAAGCAGUUGAUGUAUGGAGCAUAGGUGUAAUAUCCUACAUAUUGCUCUGUGGAUAUCCACCCUUUUAUGAUGAGCAGGAUUCAAACUUAUUUGCGCAGAUUCUCAAGGGUGACUUUGAGUUUGAUUCACCCUACUGGGAUGAUAUAAGUGAGUCUGCAAAGGACUUUAUACGACACCUUAUGUGCGUGGAUGUUGAGAAAAGAUACACUUGCAAACAAGCUCUGGCCCAUCCAUGGAUAUGUGGUAAUGAAGCCAGCAGCAAGAACAUCCAUGGUACUGUGUCAGAGCAACUUAAGAAGAACUUUGCUAAAUCUCGUUGGAAACAAGCAUACCAUGCUACAACUGUCAUCCGUCAAAUGCAGAAACUUAUGAUACUUAAUAGCAGUAGCUCAAGUCGCAACACGAAUGCCCCAACUAAGUCGCAAAAUCAACAGCAGUAAUCGUUAUUAAAAAGGUACUUAUUAUGGCUGAGAUUUCUUAUAUAUAUUAUUAGCCAGUAACAACUCAACUGUCAUACAUUGGAGAGUUUCUUCAUUAAAUGUUUGUGAAAUGUCUUCUAUUACGAAUUUAGGAUUCAUAAUAGAAGACCUACAAUGUUAGGAUACCACUUAUGGACUUCAACGAUAGAUUUUUAUGUAAAUCUCAGCCAUGCUUUGAAUAUUUAUUAAACACAUAAUAUUUAAGUUAAAAGGAUAAACUUAUCUUGAUACUUAAAAUGCUAAUAUAUGAAGUGUUAAUUGAAACUAAUUCAUUGCGCUACAUUGAAUGACAUCAUUUUAAUAAAAGAAGUUAAAGGUGUCUAAUUAAUCAAUGAAGUAUAAUGGUAUAUUUUUAAUUGACUAGUCAGCAUGUUUAUUAAUACCGACUUAAAACUUAACAAAAUUAUUCAACUAAUAUUUUACUAAAAUUUUCUUGCGCCUUACAGUUAAUACAGUUAAUUUGAGAACUGACAAAUAUAUGCUGUUGUUGUAUGUUGAAAAACUAUACAGCCAUUUUAUGUUUACUUAAUAGUAAAGAAAGCCUUUUUAUGGCUUUAUGAUAUCAAAACUGGCUUUUUAUAAAACUAAUAUUUGUUUCCUUCGUUGUCAUAAGAAGUUUCUAUUUAGAAUCUCAUUCUUAAACACCUAAGUUCUAUAUAAAAAAUACCAAAGCUAAUUGCUAUGAGGGGUAAAUUUCCCUAAGAAGUCACUUACAACCAUUCUUCUCUAUAGAAAACUGUUACUAAGCCUCAUAGCAAUUAUUAUAAUACACAUUUGAUAUAGAACCUGGGCAUUAAACACGUCAGUUAAAUAAUGAAGUCCAUGUGAGUGCUUUACUGAAAAUGUGUAAUCAUAGCUGAUAUAAAAUUUUAAAAAUAUAACUAUUAUAUUAUAGGUAGAUUGUCUUCUCUUUAGGAUUCUAAUCUUGUUAAACUUAUUAAUAAUAAAUGGUGAUUAUCAAUUUCAAUUUUUAGGAUUGUUGCGGAUGUUAUUAAUAUAAAGCAAAUUAUCAAAUAUUGUUAACUUGAAAAGGCUAAAGAAUAUUUCAAAGGUUUUGAAUAAAACGGUGCUUCAGAAAGAACUUAAAGAAAAAUAGUUUAUAGUUUUGACAUGGGAUGUUGUGAAAACCUGAUAGUCACUGCUAGUUGAUCACAAGGCACCUAGAUGUGUAAUGUUAAAAGUGUUUAAUUUUUAAGUGUGAACUUGUAUACCUUCUUUAAGUCUUUCUGAAUUAUCCAAGUUAGAGAUUUUGUUGCAUUAUUCUUAUUGUUAUAAAUUAAUGAAAUAGGAUAUAUUUUGAUUAAAAAAUCGUUUGUUAAUUGUGUUGCUGAUGUUAGCUAAAAUUUCAUCUGCACCAUGCAUACCAGAAAAAGCUUUGUUAGGUAAAAUUGAAAACCCAUAAACUGAUUAUAUUAGAUCUGAAUUAUGUGUACUUGAUUUUUGCUACUUAUGAAUUUUAUUUGACAAUUUUUAUUGGGAUUCAAUAUAUUAUGGUACAUUUGUAAGCCCUAUAUUAUAAUCCUAUAUAUUAUAGCCAUUAAAAGGUAUAUUAUGCUUAAUGUAGAUUGUAAGUUUUACUAAUUAUUCUAAAACUGAAUCCUUCCUAUCUCUAGAGAAGAAUAAAUGAUUCAAGUAAAUAAUAUAUUCUAUUAUAUAUACCUAUUGCACUGUUGGAUUCAAUGUUGUCUUAUAAUACUCUUCUAUGACUAUAAUAGAAUUAUGCAUUUCAUCUGGGCCUAAAGACCGUUAAUGCCAUCGCUGGAUACUCCUUAGCUGAAUGAGAAACUGCUAUAUCCGUUAACAAAAAUCAUUGUUUUGUCAAGCAGUCUCUGUACUACAAGGAAACAAAAGUAAUUUGAGUAAAAAGAAUCAACAGCCGUCUAGUGACUGCCUCUUAUAUUGCAUUGUAUAGAAAGAACACAUCAGUAGGAAAAGUAUUUUUAAAUAUCUGUCUAAGACUGAAAAUAUAAAUUUUAUUAUUUGAAUCUUUAACAUAUUCUAUUCAUAUUAUCGAAAUAAAUCAAGUCACUAGGAUGAAAUAUUUAAAAAUAUCUAGGUGGGUUCACAAAAUGUGAUCAAAGUUGUGAUAAUUGUUACUAAUGGGCCUGUAUCAUUUCAAAUGUCCUACAUAGUUAAUUCUCAACUUAAUGAUUUUUUAAUGCAUUUGUUGUAGAUUCCUUCAAAUUCUGACAGCUCUCUUUUUUAUAAUAUCAUGACAAAUUAGAUCUUAUAUAUUCUGACCAUUGAAUCUCAUUUUUUCUCAUUCCUAAAUAUUAUUUUAACUAACACAAAGAAAUUGUUUAUAAUUAUAUUUUUUUAAAAUAUGAAAUUUAUGAAGAUAGAUUUGUCAAGAGUUUAUUUUGAUAUAAAAUUUUACUAUUUUCUGUAUUAAACAACAUUCCUCUAAUCUUAAUUGGUAUUUUAAAAACAUUCCAUGACUUUAAUUAUUAAAAUUAUCAUCCAAUUUAAUGUUUAUCAUAUUGUGUAUUCUAUAGUUUUUGUGAAAUUAAUUGGUGGCUCGAAUUGAUUAAAACUUUAUGGCCAUUAUGAUAAUGUCUGAAUGUGUGCCAUCAUUAAAGCCAUAUUUACUGAAUAAUAUUUUAUCUAAGUAUAAAUGUAAUUUACGUAUUCAACUUUUUUUGUUUACUUAAUCUAGUAUUAGGUUUUUGUAAAUUCUUUUUAUGUGUAUACAUUUUAUAAUUCUAUUAAAAAUGUUUAAUUUCUUUAACAAUAUAAUGCAAGUGUCUAUGUGAUUUAAUAUCUUUAAUGAUACGUUGUUUAUGUAUUAAAAUCUGUAGUUUAUUAUUGGAUAACCUUUAGCCUUGUUAUUAUUAUAAUAGCUUUGUAAGCCAUUACACGGUCUGUACAAUCAUUUGGAUAUAAGAAUUUAUCAUUUCUACAUAACCUGUAGAAGUAUGAAGAUUAUUUCAUUGUACAUUUUUUUUAAAGUAACUUGCCAAUUUUAGUAAGCACUGAAUACUGCAUAUAAACGAUUAUUUUACAAAUUUGUUAUUAUCAUUAUAUAUAAUAAUAUCAUUAGCUCAUAAUCGUGGUGAAUUAAAAAGUUAUGAAACGAAAUUAUAUAAUCACGUUUAGUUACAGAUUCUCGGUUACUACGAUGACAUGCUUAAGUUUAUUUUAUUAGACGUUUUUUCUUAAAAUAUUUAUAUCAGAAUUUUGUUUCUAGACAGCCUAUAUAUAUCUAAUACUAAAUAUAAUUAAGGACUCGCCUUAUGUGUAAUGUUUAAAUAAGAGCUGUUCUAAAUGUUCGUGAAUUCUUAUUCUGAAUGCUUUAUUUUAUUUAUAAAAUAUUGAGCACAAUAGUUUUGCAUAGAGAAUGUUUAUGGAAAGCAAUGUUGAACCCAGAGUCUCUAAUAUCACCUGCUCUAAUUUUUUUGACUGUGCCAAAACCAUAUCAUGACUGUAUUCCUUAUGUUUUUUUUGGCUAGUUACGCAUUGGUGAGUGGUUUGGUUUGCUCUUUGUCUGUAUUAUUUAUUAUGUAGACAUACCGCGCUUUGGCUCACGGCUGACACACUUAACCGUCAAUAUUUGAUUAUAUGCAAUAUUUAAGUCUCAAUUUUAUCAACUAUAUUUCGUAGAACCUAAGAUAUCUACUAGACGCCAAGCAAACCUCUCUCCCUCUCAAUGCGUAGUUCAUAAAAAUCCUUAUAUACGAGUUCCUUUCCAAAUGUUAUUUGUACGUUGUUUUGAACGUACCAAAGAUAUUUUUCGAAAAUUUUUGUGUUUGUGUUGAAAAUUAAGACAUUUUUAUUUAGCACAAUAGAUUGUAGAUUUUGGAUGUGAUUUUAAUUUUCAAAAGUUACAUUUUCUUUAUUUUGGUUGUGAUUAUUUUUCCACAUUGUGUCUGUCCGUAAGUCGAGGUGUGAAGUAAAAUUAUGGGUUAAAAUCUGUAGUGAUCUUGUGAUUUAGAUUUUAUACUUCCUGUUCUGAACAAUCAAAAUUUAUUAGUAGAUAAUAGAUAUUAGCUCUAUUUUCAAUGUCAAUGUAAAUAAAAUGCCAACUUGUUGAA
Messenger RNA from Pieris brassicae (large cabbage white), 5356 nucleotides. RefSeq names its product calcium/calmodulin-dependent protein kinase type 1-like. The record is from RefSeq and is a predicted model, not a curated record. Bases 189 to 1286 code for a protein of 365 amino acids. The transcript has 2 exons. Gene Ontology annotation, molecular function: calmodulin binding; ATP binding; calcium/calmodulin-dependent protein kinase activity. NCBI's taxonomy places the organism in Eukaryota, Metazoa, Arthropoda, Insecta, Lepidoptera, Pieridae. Gene Ontology annotation, biological process: protein phosphorylation.